Molecule: messenger RNA, 2124 nt
Organism: Culicoides brevitarsis
Lineage: Eukaryota; Metazoa; Arthropoda; Insecta; Diptera; Ceratopogonidae
Product: nose resistant to fluoxetine protein 6-like
Exons: 6
Coding region: 1-2124 (707 amino acids)
Molecular function (GO): acyltransferase activity, transferring groups other than amino-acyl groups
Source: RefSeq, a predicted model, not a curated record
AUGGCAAGAAGAAAGAGAAAAACCGGACUGAAUUCACGGCAACCGAACACAACGCGCGUUAACGGACAACGGAUACGGAUUGCAACGUUAAAUGUGGGAAUGACAGAAUAUUAUCGGAUGCCACCAAAGUACGAAACCGAAGACUACGAUCGUUGCCUUUACUCGACCUCACAUUAUUCUUUAUAUUGCGGCGUCAAAACCAUCAUUAAACCUGAUUGGAAUAACGAAUAUUGGAACUUAAUUUGGAAAUACUCAAAAAAUACAAAACAAAAUUACCGUCACGACAUUAUUCUUCAUGGCUUUUGCGUGACUUGGUGUCUCGAACGCUUAUCCAACGGAAAUUAUGAUGAAUUUUAUCUGCCAGAAUUUAAAACGAAUCGAACUGUUUAUGGAACUGAUCCGACGUUGCUCAACGAUACGCUGUACUUCCGCGAGCUGUACGGCAGAGACGUGAAUAAAUGCAUAAAUAUCGGAUUGAAGCGAAAAUAUGGCCUGAUGGGAUAUUCAAGCAUCGAAUUUUGCAAUUCGAAUCAAGAAGUGGCGCAAUAUGACUUUUUGGACUAUUUUUUCAUGGUGAUUUUGGUAGCGAUUGUCGCUACGGUGACAGCUGGAACGUAUUUUGAUAAAAGUAUGAAUCCGAAAGAGACGAUGGAUCAUUACAAGAAAGAUGUGGAGAAUGUUGGGUUGGGAACGAGAGUUUUGUUGUCAUUUUCACUGCCGCGGAACUGGUAUCGGCUAGUAACGCCAUCGAAAACGACAAUUGGACGCGAUUUGCGGUACGUUCAGGGAUUGAGAGUGGUUACGAUGUUUGGCGUUGUUUAUGGUCACGUCUUUUUGGGAUAUAAUUUUGCGCCUGCCAUUAAUCCAGAGUACAUUGAACAACGUUACCACAGCAUCUGGUCCAUGGUGAUGUUAAACGGAAUGACGGUAGUCCAGACAUUUUUCACCAUUUCCGGCUUCCUUCUCACCGUGCAAUUUGUCGAGAUGACGCAACAAUUCAAACGCCAAAACUGGAAUCCAAGCUAUUUCUGGAUCGCCAUCUUUUAUCGUUACAUCCGCUUGACUCCCGUUUACGCCUUGAUGGUUCUCUUCGACGCCACGUGGCUCGUGCGAACAAAUUCAGGUCCCGGCUGGAAACGCACCGCCUGGAUCGAACGUUCCUACUGCCGUCGCAACUGGUGGACCAACUUGCUGUACAUCAACAACUACGUCAAUGUUCCGGAAACGUGUUUGCCGCAAUCGUGGUUCCUCUCAGCCGACUACCAAUUAUUUGCGGUAGCGCUAAUUGUGCUCAUCGUCAUCUGGCGCUACCCGAAAAAGAUGAAAGUCAUAAUGGGCAGUUGUUUGGCCGUCGCUUAUGCAAUACCGUUUUUUGUCACAUACUUUGGCGAAUACGAGGGAACGUAUAUCGUUCCACCAGAAGAGCGAAAGUUCAUGAAUCAACAUCGGGAGUUCCGCGACAACUAUUCGGGGGCACAUUUGAGUGCGGGAAAUUAUUUUGUGGGAAUUCUCAUUGGACUCAUGUAUCACGACUUCAAGAAACGCAAUUUGGAUGUGCGGAAGAACAAGUGGAUGUUGCUCACGUGGUACAUUUAUCCGUUUGUUGGGUAUUUAAUGGUGCUGUCGUCAUAUCUGUUUUACGCUUAUGACUUUGAGAAACCCAGUAUUUGGAUGUCGCUUUAUUCUGUCGUCACCAAAAAUAUGUGGGGAGCGUUCGGAGCUAUAUUGAUGUUUGGAUUUGUCGGAAAAUUGGGAUCUGUCAUCACCACCAUUUUCAACUCACCGAUUUUUCAACCUCUCGGUCGCAUCGUUUACUGCAUUUACCUCGUGCACUUUUCCGUGGCUCGUUAUCUCGCUGGCGAUGUUCGUGGCAAAGUUUACAUCAGUGGAACGAAUAUUUUCAACUCUGUGCUAAGCACUUACCUACUUUCGACUGUUUUUGGUCUCAUUUUGUGUUUGAUGUUGGAAUUCCCGAUGACAGCAUUGCUCAAGGAAAUUUUGAAGAAAAGUGGCAAGAACUUGAGAGACGAAGAAGCGGAAGAUGAGAGAGAAAAAAUUAAGGCUGUGACUCCAGAAAGGGAUGAAAUGAACAAUAUCAAAGACACCGAACUCACAAAAGUCUAA